This is a messenger RNA of Setaria italica (foxtail millet), 1381 nucleotides long. Its product is annotated as dof zinc finger protein DOF3.1-like. The record is from RefSeq and is a predicted model, not a curated record. Gene Ontology annotation, biological process: regulation of DNA-templated transcription. Lineage: Eukaryota; Viridiplantae; Streptophyta; Magnoliopsida; Poales; Poaceae. Gene Ontology annotation, molecular function: DNA-binding transcription factor activity; DNA binding. The transcript has a single exon. Bases 248 to 1057 code for a protein of 269 amino acids.
UGUCGUCGAGCCGUCCCUCUCCGCCUCGCGGCUCGCUCGACAACCACUGCGGCACACCGCCAUCGUCCACCCACCACCGCCAUCCACUUGCUGGUAGCUAACCGCCGCGGGGCGGCGGCGCUAUAUAUAUACACACACACAAGCUGGCAGCAGCAACCUCUCGACCUCACCGGCAGCGGCAGGGAAGCAAGCGCAAGGGAAGCAUCGAGCGACUGUACAGCAAAUCCGAUCGGUUCGUCGUCGGCACAUGGAGGCGCCGCUGCACCAGUCCCCCGUGCCACUGCCGCUCCCGCCGCCGCAGGAGGAGGCGGUGAUCGGCGCCGCGCUGCUGCGGCAGGCGGAGGCGGCGCGCGCGAUGAUGGCGGCCGCCGCCGCCGCCCAGCACCACCAGCAGCAGCAGCCGCCGGCGGCGGCGGCGAUGGGGCGGGAGCAGUGCCCGCGGUGCGCGUCGCGGGACACCAAGUUCUGCUACUACAACAACUACAACACGGCGCAGCCGCGGCACUUCUGCCGCGCCUGCCGCCGCUACUGGACGCUGGGCGGGUCCAUCCGCAACGUCCCCGUCGGGGGAUCCACGCGCAAGCGCCCGCGCCCCGCGCGACCCACCCGCGCCCUCGCCGCCGCCACCGCAACGACCACGCCGGCCUCCAGCGCUCCCUUCGACACCAGCUCCUCCUCCUCCCCUGUGGCGCCGGCGGCGGCCCUGCAGGGUGGCCUCCUCGGCUCGCUGCUGCUGGGCUCGGCCUCGGCGUCGACGCUGCUCGCGCUCGGCGCGGCGCCGCUGCUCGAGGGCCGGCUCGGCUUCGGCCCCGGCCUUGGUCAGCCAGCGCUGCUAGCCGGCGCCAACGCCGCCGCCGGCGACCUGUCCAGGCUGGACUUCGGCGGCGCGGGGCCGCUGCUGUGGCCCGCCGCGGCGACGGUCCUGGAGGGCGACCGCGCGUUCCCGCUCCCCCCGCCCGCCGCUGCGCUGUGGCAGAAGGAGCUCGCCGCGGCGGCGCCGCCGCCGGUGGAGGCCGGCGGGUUGCACCACGGCGGCUCCCCGCACCUGCUCCUGUGACGCGUAUACAUUUCAUGGGCCGUAGAACGCUAGUAGCUAGCUUGUCGCGCAUGCAUGCAUGACGGCAUCGAUCGAUCGACGAGAGCUCUCUUGUCACUGUUGUGGCAGCGUAGGCUGCUCGUACGCGUGUGCGCGGUGAUUCGUGAAAUUUCUUGAUCGCGUGGGUUAUGCGUGGCGUGACGUUAGCACGUAUAACAACGUACGGAGUACAAGCGAUAAGGAUUGUGGAGUCGGUAGGGGGUUGCCUUAUUCUGUUUUUUUACUCGAAAAUGCUGAGAAAUUAUAUAUUCAGUUAUUCAUGAAAAAAAUCACUCUUUAUAUAUA